AUGGACAACCAGCGUAGCUCUCUUAUAAGUUGGGCUAACUACUUCCAAGGAAAGUCAAUGGAGGAGCUGAGGCAGUCUAUCAUAUACUUAACUGUGGAGCUGGAACAAACAAGGGCUGCAGUGCAAGAAGAGCUCAGAAAGAGGGAUGACCAACUACUCAACCUAAAGGAACUCCUCAGCAAAACCAUGAGAGAGAGAGACGAAGCACAAGAGAAAAGCCAGAGACUUCUCCUGGAGAAGAUAGUUUUCCAACAGCAACAACAAGCGGCUCCUGUGUCUGGAAUUUCUAGCAUUGAGGAUGAGCCAAGAAGAGGAAUCGACUCCAACAAUGGCCUCUCUUCAUCAGAUUGUGAAGAGAGCAUUGUUUCCUCUCCAGUCAUUGACCAUUUGUCUCAUCAUAAACUCCAAUUACCACCACAACCUCAAUUACCACAAUCCAUGAUUGAACUAACACCAGACAAACCAUUACCAGAAAAGGGUAAGCUCUUGCAAGCAGUGAUGAAAGCUGGUCCUCUCCUUCAGACCCUUCUCCUAGCAGGACCUCUUCCUCAAUGGAGACACCCUCCUCCACCACUUGAGUCCUUUGAGAUUCCCCCUGUCACCAUACCUUCACCACCACAACCACAACUCCUCCACCAAGAUUCCUUUCAUAACACUAACGGUAGCAGCACCACAACCAACUGCGGAAGGGUUAGUCGAAAAAGGGUCUUCUGUGAUGGUUCUGAUUCUCCCACCGAGACCAAGUACCAAAGGCUUGUACUUCACUGA
Messenger RNA from Sphenostylis stenocarpa, 768 nucleotides. The record is from the annotation of a GenBank genome assembly. NCBI's taxonomy places the organism in Eukaryota, Viridiplantae, Streptophyta, Magnoliopsida, Fabales, Fabaceae.